Messenger RNA from Populus trichocarpa (black cottonwood), 2234 nucleotides. RefSeq lists its product as uncharacterized. The coding region runs from base 130 to 1977 and encodes 615 amino acids. The transcript is spliced from 2 exons. The record is from RefSeq and is a predicted model, not a curated record. Lineage: Eukaryota; Viridiplantae; Streptophyta; Magnoliopsida; Malpighiales; Salicaceae.
CACGAUUUUGUGGAACCAGGACUAAAAAAUACACAAAAUUCAAGUUGGCAGCACAACCAGUAAAUUAGUACACCAGAACUGCUCUUUCCAUAAUAUUCAGUUACGUUUUAGCUGCAGAGGAAAGCAAAGAUGAAUUGGUAUAAUUCUUAUGAAUGUGUUAUCGAAUUGUGGAACGAAUGGGAGCUUCGCGCAAUGAUUUUGCUAAGUCUCUCGCUGCAAAUUUUCCUCAUUGUCACAGGUCAUCAACGAAAGUAUACAGCCGGAAUCUGGUUCGGGAUGUUUGUUUGGCUAGCAUAUUUGUCAGCAGAUUGGUUGGCAACAGUUACAUUGGGUAUUCUUGCUAGUAGCCAGGGGGGUUCAGAAUCCAAAGGUACAACUUCAAAUGCAAGCUUCAUCCCGGCAUUUUGGGCACCGAUGCUCCUUGUACACCUUGGUGGUCCUGACACUAUAACUUCCUAUUCAGUAGAGGACAACGAAAUGUGGUCAAGGCACUUGCUACAACUAUUAACCCAACUUGCGGUGGCCUUUUAUGCAUCGUUUAGGUCAUGGUGGAGCAAGGAUCCGCUCAUAUAUGUAGUCAUUCCCAUCUUUGUUUCUGGAGUUAUCAAAUAUGGAGAGAGGGUUUUGGUCCUCUGUUUAGCAAGCUCCGACCAGUUUAGGGACUCUGUAAACAAAGAAAGAGUGGCUCUACAAGGGCAAAUAGAAAGGUCAUUUCCAGACGAAUACUUCGAUGGCAUGAGCACAGAAUAUAUUGAUGACAUUUUGGGCUUUAAUAGCAUAAUACCUGAGGCCAAAUAUCUCCAUGAAGCUCACUUGCUGUUCCGAACUUCGAAGUUAGUAUUUGCGGAUUACCUUGUUACAUUUCGUACUCAUACGAACAGCUAUCAUAUGUUGAAAAGAAAGAAUGCCGUUGAGGCAUUCAAAUUGAUAGAAGUUGAGGUGGGGUUCCUGUUUGAUUUACUUUUCACCAAGGUGAUGACAACAGUUCGUUGGAGACCACGCAUCAUUCUCCGCUUCAUCAACUUUCUGUCCCCUGUUUCUGCAUUAAUAGCAUUCUCAUCAAUGACCAGAAAGUCCCAUACCUAUUCCAAAAUUGAUAUUAUUAUAUCAUACUUAUUGCUGUUUGGAGCUGUUGUUCUAGAGAUUUACUCGGCCAUUUUGAUGUUUUUCUCUGAUUGGGCUAUGCUUUGGCUUAGCAAGCAAAGGAAGCCACCGGCGGAUUCUUUUUAUCGAGGUAUUUGUUCUUCACGGUUGCUAUCGUUUUUUAGCAAUAACGAAAGGUGGAAAGCAUCUAUGGCCCAAAAUAGGCUAACGGAUUAUCCAAAGACAUCAAGCAAACACAUCCCAAAACUCUUUAGCACUGGUAACAUUCAGAACUGGGAGGUUGUUGUUGAUGAUUUAAAGGAAUUGAUCUUUAAACGUCUCUUAGAUAUGCGUUCAAGAUGCAAUUUCCCAGGUGAUAAAAAUGACAUACUGGAAGAGAGAGGUGAGCAUGCACUCAGAAGUAAGAGAUGCGAUGUAAAAUUGCAACGGUAUCUGGAACAAAUAAACUUUCAUAAUAGCUUGCUAACAUGGCACAUUGCUGUUAAUAAUUGUUUCGACCAGGAUUCUUCGGAUUCAAUUCAUCGUAACAUGAGCAGAUCUUUAUCUCGUUACAUGAUGUAUCUAUGGAAGGACUUGCCGUUGAUGCUACCUAAAGCGUUGGGUGAACCAUUGUACAAGCUAUCCUUUCGCGUGCGGGAUGAUGCUGAGAAGCUCAGCAAAUUAUUGGACUGGCAGCAGGAAAAGGAGAGUUGGUCAGUUGAUGAGAAAUGGGAAUUGAUAAGUGAAGUGUUGGUAGAGAUGCUAACUUAUGUUGCGAGUCAAUGUAAAUGGAAAGAGCAUGCUCGAGCACUUAAAGGAGGAGGAGAGCUACUCACUUUGGUGGCCAUUCUUAUGGCUCAUCUUGGUCUCCAUGGGCAGUGCAUCUAUAACUAAUUAACUAAUGCUAUUAUAUGUACAAAUUUAUGAAUGAUUUUAUGUAAUAAUAUACAAUGAUAGCUUCAUAACUUUCAUAUAACACUUCGAUUUAACCAGACGUGAUGCUUAUGAAGUUUUAGUAUAUUGUUUGUUAAAGAAACAACGAUUGAGCAGGAUUCUGUUCAAAGGAAUCAAAGCUCACAAUAUAAUUAUCUAAGUUAACAUUCGCAAUCCUACAGAAAUUUCUUUGGCUGUGAUAAGGUGUUUGAUGAAAU